GAAUCUUCCGUUGGAUCUUUUUCAGCUUUCUUCCGUGGAGAUCUCCUUCGCGCUCGAGAGCCAUGCCUACCUUUUCUGCUAUUGCUUUGGAUAGAAUGCUAGAGCCAGGGGCUUCCACGUCUGUCGAGAGUGUUCCAAGCUCAACAAAUUCGUUUUAUUCUAAGCCACCAAUAUCAAAACUGGAGAAAGGUAAAGGUAAAUUACCUAGUGAGAGGACAGUUACUCGUCCUCUGAUGUCACCUGCUCUCUACGCCACACCUGAUGCAAUUCCGCUUCCCAAUUCGCCAUCCUCUUUCCCACCAUCGCCUUAUAUCAUCAACCACAAAUCACGUGGACCUCCACGUCUUCUUAAAAGCUCUUCUGAGGCUAAUGUUGUGUCUUCUUCCCACCAGAAGACGCUGGCAGAGGAAACUAUUACUGUUGAAACAGAUGUAAAGGUUUCCCCUCGGAGGAGGUCCACCUCUUUCUCAUUUCCUAUCAGUGAGGCUACUGAAGACGAUUAUUCCAAUGGAGUCCAUGCUCGUCCGAUUGGAAAUUAUAAUUUCGAUGGUAUUGUUGAUGGUCCUGUUGGGCAUUGGAGUUCACUUGACGGUAAAAUUGGGAAUGGAAAUUCAGAGUUGGAUAAUGCUGCUAAUGGUUUAGAACGGGAAAAUGUUCUGACUGAGCCUGUCACUAUCAAAACAGACAAGGAGAGUGAGUCUGAAGAUUUCUAUGACCCAGGUGAAUCAGCAAGCUUCACAAGUAACACAGACGUAGAGGGUGAUGCAGGAGACGAAGGUUCACAAAGACUUGCCACACCUGUUGGAGAAUUUUAUGAUGCUUGGGAUGAACUAUCAACAGACAGUGGAAUGCAGAGUUCAGGUAACAACAUCGAAUCUGAAUUAAGGGAGAUAAGGCUGAGUUUAGUAAUGGAAAUCGAGAAGAGAAAACAGACAGAAGAGGCUCUGGAGCAGAUGCAAAUUCACUGGCAGAGACUCCGUGAGCAGUUGGCUCAGGUGGGUCUGUUCGUUCCCAUUGAUCCUACCACCUCCACCAACAACAUGAAUCUAUCAGAAGAACUACGCUGCCAACUCGAGGUUGCCAGGUUUGUCUCUGACUCUUUAGGCAGAGGUAUGGCAAAAGCGGAGGUAGAGAUGGAGAUGGAAUCUAUGCUCGAAACUAAGAACUUUGAAAUAACACGGUUGUCUGACCGUCUACACUACUAUGAGGCUGUGAACAGAGAAAUGUCUCAACGAAACCAAGAGGCCAUAGAGGUGGCACGACGAGAGAGGCAGAAGAGAAAGAAGAGGCAGAGAUGGAUUUGGGGAUCAAUUGCAGCAACCAUUACUCUAGGAAGCGCGGCAUUGGCAUGGUCUUACAUUCCUGCAGCGAAACCAUCAUCUGAUGUUUCACAACCUCUUAACAAUGAAUGAUUAAGUAAGUCUCUUGUAUACGUAAUGGGUUUGAUGCGAGCAAGAGAAAUAAAGAUACAGGACGUUU
Molecule: messenger RNA, 1479 nt
Organism: Arabidopsis arenosa
Lineage: Eukaryota; Viridiplantae; Streptophyta; Magnoliopsida; Brassicales; Brassicaceae
Source: the annotation of a GenBank genome assembly